Molecule: messenger RNA, 1359 nt
Organism: Rotaria sp. Silwood2
Lineage: Eukaryota; Metazoa; Rotifera; Eurotatoria; Philodinida; Philodinidae
Source: the annotation of a GenBank genome assembly
AUGGAGGACACAUGGCAAUUGAAGGACGACUUAUAUUCAUUGUUUCAACAUAAUACACAUGCUCCAAUUGAUGGACUACGAUCAAUUUCGUGUUUAAUGAUCAUUGUACUUCAUAUAAUCACCUUUUUAAAUUCAUUUAUUACACCUUAUCCAACUCAUGAAUGGAUGACUUACUUAAAAAGCUAUUCAUUUCGAUUGUCAACAUUAUUGUCAUUAUCAUUGGAAACCUUUUUUAUGCUAUCCGGGUUUCUUUUAACACUAAAAUGUAUUGAACAGAAUUAUUUCUUAACUUGGAAAGGAUACUCAAUUUAUAUAUUUAGACGGGCAUGCCGUUUUUGGCCAGGUAUUUUAUUAAUUACUAUUGUUAUGCUACUACUUGGUGAACCAAAAGGUAAUUGGAUGAAUCUUUGGUUAUUUUAUCAAAAUUAUGUUGAUAUGGAACAGUGGUCAAUUGGCUUUGCUUCUCUUUGGAGUAUCAGUCUGGAUAUGCAAAUGCAUAUACUUUUACCCGUCGUUCUGUAUAUGAUUGUUAGUUCCACGUCAAAUUACCAAAAAACUUAUUCAGCAUUAUAUAUGCUCAUUAUUUUGUCAAUUGUAUAUUCACUGUUUGUUUUCAAUCCACAAACAAUGGAUUUGCCGACGUUAGUCUAUCGCUAUAAUUCAAUGGCAUUAUUGAUGCCACAACGAAUUUUCGAUUGGAUUAUAACUGAUUAUAAUGUUACAUUGGCAUUUGAACGACCAGGUGUACCAAGUCCAAUAAAACCAUUCAUGGAAAAGAUGUAUCUGCCUGUCAUAAGUCGGUAUUCAAGUUUUAUCAUCGGAUCAGUCUUAGCAUUGAAUUUGAUGAAUGCCAACAGCUCGAAUGUUACUUAUUAUGGAAAGAUGAAAAAAUAUCUAUAUUUUACAUUGAUUUGGCUGUAUAUGCUCAUAUUAACGACGCCAGUUGAACCGGCUGAAGUCAACCAUGUACUACUUACAGUCGUGUGGUCAAUUACUCGACAAUUAUUUUCAACAUCACAAGCAUUCAUUCUAUUUUCUGCUCUUUGUCCAUCUACUCAUCCCUAUCACAGUUCAUGGAUCAGAUCAUUUUUAUCACUUUCUAUCUGGACACCAAUUGCAAAAUUAAGUUACCUUAUAUAUAUCCUUCAUUUUCGAAUUGCAUUCGAGCUUAUCAUGUCCAAUACCAAUCUAUUCGAUCUUAAGCAAUCUUCAAUUGAUAGUUUAACACCGAUAUGUCUUGUAUUAGUGCUCAUAAUAUGUCUAAUUCUAGCGAUAGUUUGGUUCGUUCUCGUCGAAAAACCAUUUGAACGAGUGAUUAAUCAACUUUUAUCCAACAAUGAAAAACUUCAUACAAAAUAG